AACUGACUCUCUCUCUCUCUCUCUCUCUCUCUCUCUCUCUCUGCUUCCAACCUGAAACGGGGGAGAGGAACAUUUUGCCGAGACGAAAACGCCAUACCCAAUCUCGAACCUGAUCAUGCAUCUCGUGCUCGUGAACCAGUCCCUUGAUUGGGAUUAGAUCUAUAGGUCAUACAUUUCAUUUCAAAGGAAGGGAAGGUAUGAUUUCUAACUCUGAAUUUAAUUUUGCUUGUUCUUACUGUUCUUCUCUCUGCGAAAAGGGGAAUUUUCUGUCGAUCGGAAUUGGUCAUCUUUGGUUGGUUCAGGACGAUGGCAACGAACAGUUCAGACUCCCGGAGGCUCUUAUUAUUAUUAUUAUUAUUAUUAUUAUUAUUAUUAUUAUUAUUAUUAUUAUUAUUAUUAUUAUUAUUAUUAUUAUUAUGAUUUAUUGAAUGAGCCAACAGCUUCCAAUUCUGCUGUGUGAAUUGUCCUACCCCGGUAUGUUCUUAAUACAUCGGUAAAACUUUCUUCUUAAUCCAACAAUUGGUCUGCAUGUAACUGUAGUAAAGAAAGAGUGAUUAUCUCACCAUUUGACUUACCAAGCCUCAGUAUGCAGUACACUUUGGCCUUUAACAUUCAGUUAGCUAGCAGUCAUUACAUAUGAAAUCGCAUAAAAAGUUUUGCAGAAAUUAGGCCACAUGUUUACUGAUUGCUGCUAGUUUUGCAGAUGGACAAGAUCAAUGGGACGAACCCGGAGUCUACCGAUCAAAACAGGCCCCUUCAUUGGCUAGUAGACCCGACGAGUUCGAGGAGGAGGAAUCUCUUGUUACACCAGAUGCAUUGUCUGCUAGAAUUGGUGGUUUCCAAAUAUAUGCAGGAUCUGUGAAUUGGGGGGUUUUCGGCAGCAUGAAGAUUGUGUUUCUCAAGUCCAAGCUCAAUGUGUUGAUACCAUGUGGAUUUUUAGCAAUUUUUCUCAAUUACAUGACCCAAAGAUAUGUAGGCACACCAAAUUUUCAUCUAACAAUUACUUUGUUGAUUCUUUCCUUUGUUUUUUUUUUCUUUUCUUGAAAAGAAGCAAAAGCUUUGCCACGUAUAUAUUGGAUGCUUUCCUUUGCAACGUUGUGCUCUUGUAUUGAUAUUACUGACUUAUCUCUUUUCAAGGGUUGGGUAUUUCCUCUAAGCAUGCUGGGUAUUAUUCCUUUGGCUGAGCGAUUGGGUUUUGCCACCGAGCAACUGGCACUUUUCACUGGGCCAAAAGUUGGGCGUCUUCUAAAUUCUGCAUUUGGCAAUGCAACCGAGUUGAUCAUAUCAAUACAUGCACUAAGUAGAGGAAAACUACACGUUGUUCAACAAUGUCUGCUAGGAUCAAUCCUGUCAAACUUGCUUCUUGUUCUUGGUUCAGCAUUCUUCAGUGGUGGACUUGCUUGCGGCAAAACCAUGCAGACCUUUAGCAAGGCAGAUGCAGUAGUGAACUCCGGAUUGCUUUUGAUGGCAGUGAUGGGGUUGCUCAUUCCCGCUGCGCUGCAUUAUACUCAUUCAGAAGCUCAAUUCGGCAAGUCAGAACUAGCGUUGUCGAGGUUCAGCAGCUGCAUUAUGCUCGUUGCUUAUGCAUCCUACCUUUACUUUCAGUUGUCAAACAAUCGGCGUCGCAAUGAAGCUAAUGUGAGACGAAUUCAGGAUGAUGUGGAUGGCAAUGAUGAUGAAGUUCCUGAGAUCUCCAAACGGGAAGCCAUUUCCUGGAUUGCAAUUUUCAUUGCUUGGAUAUCAAUGCUCUCUUACUACUUGGUUGAUGCAAUAGAUGGGGCUUCCAAAGCUUGGAACAUACCAGUUGCAUUCAUCAGUGUUGUUUUGCUCCCAGUGGUGGGGAAUUCAGCAGGACAUGCUAAUGCUGUCAUGUUUGCAGUGAAAGACAAAUUAGACAUUUCUCUUGGAGUGGCAAUAGGAUCAUCGAUACAGAUAUCCAUGUUUGGGAUACCAUUUUGUGUAGUGAUGGGAUGGAUGAUGGGCAAGCCAAUGGACCUAAACUUCCAUCUCUUUGAGACGGCAAGCCUCUUAACAACUGUACUGGUUGUUGCAUUUUUGUUGCAGGAUGGGACUUCAAAUUGUGUGAAAGGAUUGAUGCUAUUUCUCUGUUAUCUGAUAGUAGCUGCCAGUUUUUAUGUACAUGCUGAUCCAAAUUCCAAGGCAAGUGAGAAGCCUCCACAAAACUAACAAUACCUGGAAUAUCAGGUGGACUAUGCACAAGAUCUCUAGUGUGUGAACACAUUUGCAGUCAGAACAGGAACUAAUUGUGUUAUUUUUAACUGAAUUUCAAGUGCUUCAGUCCUCACAUUUAGAGGUCUUUCAAGCACAUCUAGUCUUGUAGAUAAGCAGAAACUGAGGAGAAGCUCAAACAUGAUCAUUCAGUUGUGUAGGCAGCAGUUACCUUGCUAUUGUACUGGCAGAGAUAGCACAAAGAAAAAACAUUUGUAAAUUUGGGAUAAGUAUUCAUAUUAUGGUAAUCAGAUUUACAGAGUGAAAUAAAGUA
Oryza sativa Japonica Group (Japanese rice) is the source of this 2503-nucleotide messenger RNA. NCBI's taxonomy places the organism in Eukaryota, Viridiplantae, Streptophyta, Magnoliopsida, Poales, Poaceae. The record is from RefSeq and is a predicted model, not a curated record.